AUGGCCCAACACCAUGAACACACCUCUGUGUGGUGGCCCGAAGAGAGAAUCAAGGCCACUCUGGACACAAAGUUCAUCGUCAGCCGGCUUCGUCCCGAGCAUGUUCCGAAAUUGUUCGAUCUCCCCGAAUGGGGGGAAGGGUUGAGCAGUGAGACCUACAUGGAAUGGAUUUUGCUCAAGGCCGGUCGUCUAUUUCUCAUUCUCGAUGCCAUUGCUAUUCCCGAUCGCAUCUUCGCCCUCGUCGAUGAAUCCCGCGACGAUGACGAUCUCCCGUUCGCCGAGCCGCAUAUUGAUAUGCUGAACUUGUCUCCCAAUGGCAAUGACGCUGCUCUCGAUUCUCGAUUCUUCCAAACACAAUGGCGCUUCUUGGUGCGGGGAAUUACCGAGGGUGAGCAUGUCACAUAUACUGGGAACGAGGGUGUGCCCGUGGAAAUUGUGCGGUCCAUAACCAAUGGUGGAGUUCAGGGUCGGGAUGAUACGGUCGACAAGGUCAUCCUCGCCGGAUCCGUGUCUCGUAUGUUUAUGCGUACGCAGGUCCAAGUUGGUGGAGCACCCCAUUUCUUUUCCUCUGAAGAAGUCCUGGCCGAGGUCAAGAAGCUCCGGAGGCUAGCACAUCGCCACCUCGUCUCUCUUUAUGCCUCAUACUUCGUGGACGACACUAUAUGUGCGCUCUUUACCGGCGCCGAGACCGAUCGCUCUCUGCACAGCUUCGUGACAGAUGAGCCACCGAGCUUCAAACGCCUAGCCAAAGAAGAGCGCCGGCAAACAUUGAUCACCUGGCCACACUGCCUAGUAUCAGCAUUAUCCUGGCUACAUUCUCGCGGCUACGCACACGCCGCUAUCCGACCAUCCAACAUCCUUAUUGACCCCGAAUUUAAUAUCUACCUCGGCCAAUUCCAAGCCCUAGAUUCUCUCCUAGCACCACCAAAGCUCAACGAUCUCGAGUCAUACAACUACUCCGCACCAGAACGCUGGGUCCGCAUCGCGGCCCCCGUCCAACCAGCCGCAGCACCAAGCCGUACAAUGCUUCCCUCAGGAGGUCGUACAGCACGAAGAAGAAAGCCCGAAAAAGGCCUCUCCCCUCUCAGCGAAAACUCCCCAACAUCCCCAGACUUCUCACGCCCAGAGUCCGCAGCCUCAUCCGCCUCAAAGGGCACCGUAAUCCGCAUUGGCCUCCCGGGCUCACCAUCCCGCUUCUCAUUCGCCUUUUCAUCAUCCUCAUCCUCAACUGCCUCAUCAGGCCAAAGCGAAGUAGACUCGGCAAAACAACAACGCCUCUCUAUCUGGAAAAAGCCCAGAAAAAUGCUCUCAACCCCAUCCCUCUCCUCAGCCUACUCUUCAUCCUCCGGCUCAUCAGCCUCCUCAAUGACUCCCCCCGCCUCGUCAUCUUCAAACCCAACAGUCCUCAAUACUUGGAAGUCUCGCCAAUCAGACAACUCCACGCCCUCGGAUCUCUUCUCCCUUGCAGCCAUCAUCCUCGACAUCCUAACACACAUGUGCAAACGCUCCCAAUCAUCCUUCACCUCGCACCGAUCCGCCCGAAACCGGUCUGCAGGACGCGGCGGCGGAAUGGCAGAUGCCUCAUUCCAUCUCUCGCGGAAUUCAGUACAAGUGCAAUCAUGGAUUGCGCUCCUAGAAGGCGACGCACUGAAACGAUGUCGUCGCGAUCGAGGCAGUGAUAGAUACUUCUACGCUAUUCCGCGCAUGCUCAUUGUUCUACGGGCGAUGCUAGCCCCAGAACCGGAGAAGAGACCCAAUGCGCGGCGGGUAGAGAAGUGUUUUGCGAAUGCUAUUCGGGAGAUUCCGAUGUUACACGGUGAGGAGGUUCCGUUGCAUUGUGUCAAUCCGGAGAAGGAGGAGGCGAGAAGGAAAAGGGAGGAGGAGAGGGAGGCUAAGAAGGAGAGGGUGAGGGAGGCGGAGAGGGAGCGGUUGGAGGAGCUUAGGAAGAAUAAGGCGGAGACGAUUCUUUCGUCGAGUUCGGUAUCGGAAUUUGAUUUUGGGUUCUCUGCGGGUGGGAGUGAUAGUGAGACGGAGGAGGAUAAGGAGAGUGAUGCCGAGUCGAUGAUCAUCCCCGUGGAUCAAGUGUCUCCUCAGUUGUCGCUGCCGAACUUGGAUCUUCAUUUGAGUGGGAUUGAGGGAUUGUCAGUUCGUGAUUAG
Molecule: messenger RNA, 2157 nt
Organism: Penicillium atrosanguineum
Lineage: Eukaryota; Fungi; Ascomycota; Eurotiomycetes; Eurotiales; Aspergillaceae
Product: protein kinase domain-containing protein
Exons: 1
Coding region: 1-2157 (718 amino acids)
Biological process (GO): protein phosphorylation
Molecular function (GO): protein kinase activity; ATP binding
Source: RefSeq, a predicted model, not a curated record